This is a messenger RNA of Ixodes scapularis (black-legged tick), 2208 nucleotides long. RefSeq names its product nose resistant to fluoxetine protein 6. The transcript is spliced from 19 exons. Gene Ontology annotation, molecular function: acyltransferase activity, transferring groups other than amino-acyl groups. The annotation marks the transcript as partial. The record is from RefSeq and is a predicted model, not a curated record. Lineage: Eukaryota; Metazoa; Arthropoda; Arachnida; Ixodida; Ixodidae.
AUGGCGGGACCCCGCCGUGUCCUGCUGCUGGUGACCGCACUGUUGUUGUCCGUCCUCCGCUGUGCGCGCGCUAUCGACAUCCGACCCGUGCUGGAGGAUACGUCGCCGGCCGCCAACCGCUCCUUCCUGCAACGGUACCGCAACGAGAACGGAUCGCGAGGCUCCAACGACGAACUGGAGGCGAGCGUGAUCGAGCUGUGGCAGAUGUAUGACGAGGGCCUCCGGGGCCAGGUGGACAACCUGUUGCGCCAGGCGCUGCCGUAUUUGCUGGAGAUCGGCGACGUGGGCAUCGACAUCCGCUGCGCCGAGUCCCUGCUCAAGAUCGUCUUCGGGCUGCGGAAGCUCGAGAAGUGGGCCUUUCAGCAAAAGAACGAUCUAACGGUUACUGCCCUUGCUAAGACAAUGCUGGACUCCAUCGGCCGGCCACCGUCGGGCAUCUUGGACGUGACCAUGUCCGACUACGGCGACUAUGACCAGUGCCUCGAGGUGCUGUCGCCAACCGCCGAGGGUGACGAGGACUUUCGGGGUCAGCACUGCAACAUCCAGGUGGAGCAUCCACACAUCCCGGCCCUCACCAAGCACGCCAUCUCCAAGCUGCCCCAGCUUCUCAAAGAGGACUCGGUUUACAAAGACGUGCUGCUCACCUACACGAGGCUCCAGACUGCCAUAGGAGUCCGGGUGGGCAUCUGCGUGCCGUCAAGUUGCAGUAAGGACGACAUCUUCAAAAUGUUAAAUCCAGCUGCUGCCAACCUGAAACUCGGCGUCCAUGUAGCAAGCUGCGAAACAAAGGCCAUUGUCACGAUCACCGAAGAACAGCUCGUCGUCAUAUGUAUCUUUGGACUUUUGGGAACACUGCUUCUCUGCGGAGCGCUACUCGAGAUCAUUAUUAACACGCUGCCGAGGCCACUUCUCUCUGAUGACUUCAAGCAAAGGGCAAGAAGAAGCCUAUUAGCGGCGUUCGGGCCUUUUCGAAAUUUCAAGCAGCUCCUUUCGUCCGAAGACCGGGCGUCAUCACUUCACUGCCUGCAUGGAAUUCGAGUGGUCACCAUGUUUUGGAUUGUCCUCACGCAAACAUACCUCAACCUGGAGUUUCAAGCAGUGCGAGGUCUGAAAUUUCUCAUACCAACAGUGGAAUCUCUCCCAUUUCAAGUCAUCGUUAAUGGUCUCCUGGCGGUAGACACCUUUUUCUUUCUGAGCGGUUUGCUGCUGGCCACUACCGUUCUAAGGAAUUUCGACGAGAAGAAUUCCAAGAAGCAAUUGUUCGGCAUAUUUGCCUACAGGUAUCUGCGAAUCACCCCUGGCUGCCUGCUGGCACUGUGCUUCUUCACCCUGGUGCCCCUGAUGGGCUCGGGACCCAUCUGGAGGGAGAAGAUCGUGCCCCAGGUGGCCGCCUGCAACCAGACCUGGUGGGCCGUCGCCCUCAACGUCAACAACUUCAUCCACGCAGACGGAAUGUGCCUACCAAGCCUGUGGUACAUCAGCGCUGACUGGCAGCUGCAUUGUGCCCUGUUCCCCCUCGUGUUCUUGUUGAUCAGAAAGCCCGCGUUUGGAGGAAUGGCCGCCUUCGCCGCCGUGGUCGUGUUCGGAGUCAUCAUCGGAGUCCAGACCACCUUGUCCGGUUACCCGCCCACAUUCCUGCCUCUCUACGCCGAGAAGAGCCGGGUGAGAAUGCUCCUGCAAGAGGUUGUGAUGCGUCCCUACACGCACGCCGGACCUUUCACCAUCGGAAUCUGCACCUCCUUCGUGCUCCUCAAGUACCCCCGCAGGAGGUUCUCCAAGGUCUCGCAGGCCCUGCUGUGGGGCUCCUCGCUGUUGCUCAUGGGGUCCUCGCUGCUGGGCACGUGGCGGUGGAACCGCAACAUCGAGGCCAGCGAUCUGGAGACGCUGCUGUACUCGUCCCUCCACCGCUCCGCCUGGGCCCUGGGCAUGGCCUGGCUCGUCUACGCCAGCGACUCCAACCGCGGCGGUCUCCUGAACCGGACCCUGUCGUGGCGGGUGUGGGUGCCGCUGAGUCGGCUCACGUACGCUGUCUACCUCAUCCACCCGAUCGUCCUCUUCUUCCAGUUUUGGACCAUUCGGGAGAGGAUCUACGGCAGUCACCUGACCAUGAUUUACCUCUAUUUGGGCAACAUGGCCUUUAACAUCGGAAUGGCCGUGCCGUUCUACUUGUGCUUCGAGGCUCCGUUUCGUCGGACAGUGUCAAAAGUG